UUUCCUCAAGCCCCUUCGCUCCUUCUGUCCCUGAGUCCAGUUCCGGAAUCCUUUGUGAGUUUGAGAAUUCCUUUGGUCGCCUGCCACCUGCCACGCCGGCAAAAGAGUACAUGUCAAGCAGCUCCACUACUCUGUCACUAGCUCUUUCAUUGUCCAUUUAUUUCUUCGUAUACGUACCGCUCCGUACACAGUGUUGGGGAGGAAGCAGGGUACCUGGAGGACUUGGUCCACUUGGGCACGAGGAGGUAGCCUCGAAUAGGACGGCUGGGACCGGGGUACUAGGGCCAGGGGUCGGUCGGAGGAGCACCUGCGCUUGCUGCCGACCGGGGCCGGGCCCCCUUGCACGAGUCCACGACUCCUACCGUGGUGCAGCACUCACCCGCGACGAUCGGCCGUAUCGCACAAGAGCGGUCGGUGCAAUCAAGCGAGUCAGAAGAGAGAAGCCCUCUUGGUUCCUUUUGCUGGCGUGUCUGGGCAUCUUCUGGGCGCGGAGUAAUGGGGAACUUGCCACUUGGGAAGGCCUGAUGCCACCUACUUGUAUGGUUCGCUGCUGCGAGUCGCCAGAAUCAGGACGGGAUUGUCUGGAGCAAACUUAGGAAGGAGGGGGGAUGACUGAGAGAAAUAAGGACAGCACGGAUACCUGAGGUAAGGUUGGUGUGAAUGGGCUGCUGGAUAUGAGGAAGGAGAAGAGUCUGGAGGGGAAAGCGGGAAGGGGUCAUGUUCUCCUAAACCAGAAGCCACGCCGAGCUGAGUGAGCCAAGGGCUCAAGACCACGCAAACUCCUUUUCCUGGUGGCGUUGGCUCUUUCUUUGCCUCGCUGCCCUGUCCUGCCCUUUGCCUGCACUGUGUCUCAUCGUGACAAACACGACCG
Colletotrichum godetiae is the source of this 871-nucleotide messenger RNA. RefSeq lists its product as uncharacterized. The transcript has a single exon. The coding region runs from base 111 to 596 and encodes 161 amino acids. Lineage: Eukaryota; Fungi; Ascomycota; Sordariomycetes; Glomerellales; Glomerellaceae. The record is from RefSeq and is a predicted model, not a curated record.